GGCGGCGGGAGCCGGAGCGGCGGGCCGGGCAGCCGCACCAGCAAGCGGACGAGCGGGCGGCGAGCAACGCGGAGCGCACGGGGCAGCGCGGAGGGAGCGCAACGCGCAGCGGUCGGAGCCGAGAGGCCAAAGCGGCGCCGCCCCCGCCGUCCCUGCGAGGCCCCGGCCGGGAUCCCGACGAGGGAGCCGGCGGCAUGGCCGGACAGCCCGGGGCGCGGGGGCGCUAGGUCCCGGGCGGGUGCCCAUUGCCUCGCCGCCGCCACUGCGCGCCGCACCGCGCGCCCCGCCCGCUCCAGCCGCCCCCGGGGCCGCCGGCGGCCCAUGAGCCCCGGCCUCAAAGUUUGCGGCGGGCGGGCGGGCGCGGAGCCUCCAAGAUGCCGUUCCACCCGGUGACGGCGGCGUUGAUGUACCGGGGCAUCUACACCGUGCCCAACCUGCUGUCGGAGCAGCGCCCGGUGGAUAUCCCUGAAGACGAGCUAGAGGAGAUCCGAGAGGCCUUCAAGGUAUUCGACCGAGAUGGCAAUGGCUUCAUCUCUAAGCAGGAGCUGGGAACGGCCAUGCGCUCCCUGGGCUACAUGCCCAACGAGGUGGAGCUUGAGGUUAUCAUCCAGCGGCUAGAUAUGGAUGGUGACGGCCAAGUCGACUUUGAGGAGUUUGUAACGCUCCUGGGACCGAAGCUUUCCACCUCAGGGAUCCCAGAGAAGUUCCACGGCACGGACUUUGACACCGUCUUCUGGAAGUGUGACAUGCAGAAGCUGACGGUGGACGAGCUGAAACGACUUCUCUAUGACACCUUCUGUGAGCACCUGUCCAUGAAGGACAUAGAGAACAUCAUCAUGACGGAGGAGGAGAGCCACCUGGGCACGGCUGAGGAGUGUCCCGUGGACGUGGAGACCUGUUCCAACCAGCAGAUCCGCCAGACGUGCGUGCGCAAGAGCCUCAUCUGCGCCUUCGCCAUCGCCUUCAUCAUCAGUGUCAUGCUCAUCGCGGCCAACCAGGUGCUGCGCAGUGGCAUGAAGUAGGCGCCCGCGGUGCCCACCUGGCCCGCUCCACACCCACCGCUGCCUGCAGCCCUCCCCUAGCUUGCUCCCUGGGCCACCGCCCCUGGGCAUUUCGAGCCUGGACAUUGACCACCCCAAACCUCACCCCGUAGGCCUUGCAUGGAGCCAUAGCCCAGCUGUGGAGGACCGGGUGGUGGCUUUGAGGACAGCCCUAGCCCUAAACCCUGCCUGUGCCCUCACCUGGCCUGUAUGUAGCGCUCACUUCCCACCACUAAGGAGCUCCUGGAAAAGGAGCCCCAGGAUCCAGUUAGUGCUGUGAUCUUUUAGCCAGGCAAGGAACUCAUGUCCAGAGUAGUGGGCAGGGUGGAGGUGGGCACAGGGCUGAGGCUACUGGGUCUCCUUCUCUGACACUCCUUAGACCCAAAGCCAGUCCUCCACGUACCUUCUGGGGCCUGUGUCUGCCCAUUUCACAGGUGAGGAACCUGAGGCUUUAAGGCUUUGAGAUUUGGCUUCAGACUCUUCUUCCACGGGGCUUUUCAGGAAAGGCAGAUGCCCAUGCAAGAUGGGGCAUGAGAGAUAGCCCCUAGGCCCAUGAAUUUCUGAGCCAUCCACCAGAGGCCUAGAGACCAAGGGCCACAUUGUCACCUAGCACAGAACCUAGAAACCCAACUGAGGAAGGAAGUGCAGAUCCUGCAGCCCUUGUGACUCCCCACUGGCCAGGGUGCAACCUUGGAAGGCCCUGAGCCACUCCCUAGGGAGCCACUCCCCUGAGGGUCUGCCACAGCCCUGUCAGUGGCUACAGACCACUCUUCCAAGUCCAGGGCCUGCCCUCUUGGGAACCCUACUUCUCUGUUCCCUCCAGGCCAGAGAUCUGGCUCUCAUGCUCCCCCACCCCCCUCAUGCCAUUCCUUGGCACCAGCUCAGCCUGGGCAGAUGCAAGCCUUCAGCUCUUCAGGGGCCGGGACGAUUGGCAGUCCUCGGCUCCCUUCCCCAGCCUGGGGCCACUUACUAGCUGGGCUGCCGCCACACUGGCAUACGCUGUGCCCAGCCUGGCUGAGCCUCUGCUGAUUCCCUAAGCACCCAGGAGGGGAUAUUGUCUCAUUCCAGCCCACCUGUCUCCUGAGGGAGGCAGGAAAGAGUCAAGAACAGGAGUGCCAGCAAGACAGACAGGCCAGCCACUGAGGAAAGACUUUCUUUAUAAACACUGGAAUGUUCUUCCUGAGAAAUGGCCUGAGGGAUGGUGAGUGGAUGGGGAGGCCAGGCUCAGAGGCCCCAGGGCAAACAGAGGGAAGGCGGCUCUGCUUCCUAGGUUGAGUCUUUGCUAUGACUGAUGAGGCAGGUGGGAAGUCAGGCAGGGAGGUGGGGAAGAGCUCAGCCCCACUGGACUCUGGACUGUACGGACCAUCCACCAGGUGGGGGUGCCCUCAGGGAGGGGGGCAGCUCCUGCAUUGGUGGCCAGCCCACUGGGUACUGAAAGACAGUGGUUCUGAUGGGUUCAGCCCUGGAGAGGAGAAAGGUAGAGGAUUAGAACGGGGCACCUCACAGACCCACUUCGCUCUUCUACCAUACUGGCUGUCAGGAAGGGUAGCCACCUGCAUGGCCCUUCUGGAAGUAGAACCUUGAUAACAUGCAGACCCUCUGAGCCAGCCACCUCUUCUCGGAACUGAGCCCAAGGUGGGGGCUAGCCCCAGAGACUGGCCUUGGGCAAUAUGGAAGUACUCUUAGUGUCCGUUCACCUGUGGGGGACUGGGUAAAUAUUUAUGCACGUCCACAGCAGAGAAUGCUAUGCAGCCUGUGUAAAAAUCAAGGCCUAUAUGCACUGAUGAAGAAAGAUAUACUAUGUGAGUAUGGAGAAAAAGCAGCUUAUAAAAUAAUGUAUAUAGCAUGAUACUAUUUUUGUUUAAAGAUAUAUGACAUAUAUAAAUGCAUAAAAACAACCCUGGAAGUUACAGC
This is a messenger RNA of Rattus norvegicus (Norway rat), 2954 nucleotides long. It is a transcript of the gene Cabp7, whose product is annotated as calcium binding protein 7. The transcript has 5 exons. NCBI's taxonomy places the organism in Eukaryota, Metazoa, Chordata, Mammalia, Rodentia, Muridae. Gene Ontology annotation, molecular function: calcium ion binding. Bases 375 to 1022 code for a protein of 215 amino acids. The record is from RefSeq and is marked validated. Gene Ontology annotation, cellular component: plasma membrane; perinuclear region of cytoplasm; Golgi apparatus.